Messenger RNA from Myxocyprinus asiaticus (Chinese sucker), 2229 nucleotides. RefSeq names its product arginine and glutamate-rich protein 1-A-like. Gene Ontology annotation, cellular component: nucleoplasm; mitochondrion. Gene Ontology annotation, molecular function: cadherin binding. Bases 218 to 976 code for a protein of 252 amino acids. NCBI's taxonomy places the organism in Eukaryota, Metazoa, Chordata, Actinopteri, Cypriniformes, Catostomidae. The transcript is spliced from 4 exons. The record is from RefSeq and is a predicted model, not a curated record.
GAUCAUGGGAUAAUGAAGACUGGAGGCCGUCGCCAUAUUGUUUGAUUUCGCAGAUUCACUGGAGCAAAAAGCCACAAGCAAGACUGUGAUUAAACGAGUUUAUAUGAAACAAUAACACAGCUAACCGUCAGAUAAAACUGCAUGAGGUAGUUACAGACAGUGCUGCACUGGUAAGCCCCUCUCGCCUGGUAUCAGUCGGUUUAAAUCUGUGCUGAAAAUGGGCCGCUCGCGGAGUCGCAGCACGUCUCGGUCCAAACAUUCCAAACACAGUCGCAGACGGAGCCGCUCAAGAUCCAGAUCCAGCAAGAAGAGAAGCAGAUCGAAGGAGCUGAAGAGGAGCAGACGGUCCCGCUCCAGAUCCGGUAGCAGGAGGGACAGAUGCGUCUCACCACCCGACCGGACCGACAUGUUCGGCCGGACACUGAGCAAGAGAAAGCUCGAUGAGAAACAGAAGAGAGAAGAGGAGGAAAGGAGAGCAGAGAUAGAGAGACAGAGCAAGAUCCGUCAGCAGGAGAUCGAGGAGCGUCUGAUUGAGGAGGAGACGGCUCGGCGUGUGGAGGAGCUGGUGGCUCGGCGCGUGGAGGAGGAGCUUGAGAAACGGCGCGAUGAGAUCGAGCGAGAGGUCCUGCGCCGGGUGGAGGAGGCCAAGCGCAUCAUGGAGGCGCAGCUUUUGCAGGAGCUAGAGAGGCAGAGGCAGGCUGAACUGAACACGCAGAGAGCCAGAGAGGAGGAAGAAAAAUCCAAACGAGAGGAACUGGAGCGAAUUUUGGAAGAAAACAACCGAAAAAUUGCUGAUGCGCAGGCUAAGCUGGCUGAAGAUCAGCUACGUAUAGUGGAAGAACAAAGGAAGAUCCAUGAGGAACGACUGAAAUUAGAGCAGGAGAGGCAGAAACAACAGAAAGAGGAGCAGAAGAUCAUAUUGGGGAAGGGCAAGUCCCGACCUCGCCUCUCCUUCACUCUCAAAGCUGCAGAGUGACUCUUCUCUUUUCUUCCUCUCCUCUUCCAUUGUCUGCUCUCCUCUUCCAUUGUCUGCUCUUCUCUUCCUCUCCUCUUCCAUUGUCUGCUCUUCUCUUCCUCUCUUCUUCCAUUGUCUGCUCUUCUCUUCCUCUCCUCUUCCAUUGUCUGCUCUUCUCUUCCUCUCCUCUUCCAUUGUCUGCUCUUCUCUUCCUCUCUUCUUCCAUUGUCUGCUCUUCUCUUCCUCUCCUCUUGUUGGAUGUGUGCUUCAUGUUGAAGUGAAUCGGUUGGAGUCUCAAGGAGAGGUCUGCCCUAUGUGCUUUUGUCCAUAAAAACUGCUCUCAGUAUAUCCAGAUAGAAAGACCCCUUGAACCCUCACACUUCAAAACUGGACUUACUGGCACCACCACAGACUUACAGAUCAGCUGUCUUCUCUUAGUUUCUAUCAGUAAAUUAUAUAGAUAUUUGACAAUGUUAUGCUGGGUGCACCUCCAUCAGAAACACAGGGCUUUUUUUUUUUUUUUUUUUUUUUUCAAUGAGCAAAUAAAAAUUAAAGUGUAAAUAAUUCUGAAUAUGAGUGUGUGGUCAAUUGGUCAUUUUAUGUCCAAGGUUUGGGAGCUCUAUUGAAACAAACUUUAAAAUAAACUUUAAACACUUUUUUCCUGUUCAUAACAUCAAGCUGUUGUAUUAUUCUGGGAACUACAGAGAUGAUGUUUUAAAAAAUGUAAAUGAUCAGGCUUUAAAAUUUUGUGUUUGCACAUUUUUGUUUGUGAAUGAAUAUGCUCCUAGUUUGUGAAGGCAUUUUUUAUUAUUUUUUAAUUGCGGUCUGAUCCAACACAUCUCAACCUUGAAGAGCUCCUAAACUGCUGCUUUACACAUUGUUCCUAUAAUCACCAAUGAUAUGAGCUGUAUUUACUGCAUUGUAAUGUUGAUUACAUCUGUCCUUUUUGAUACAGCUCACGCAUAGUGCUCGAAACGUAGAAAUGAAUAUGUGACCAGCACUUGUUUAGCAUUUUCUAUACAAACAUUUUCAGUGGAGUGGGAAAAAAAAAUUGAGGUAAAAAUGUGCAAGUCUUGUAAUGUCUAGUGCUCUGUUGGUACCUUAAGGAAAUCGGGAAUCACAGGUAAGACUAGUUAGGGUGUGUAUGCAAGCGAGCUUGUGUGGAUGUAUGACUGUAUGCUAGAGGGUGUUAUUGUCUUGUGGUAAAUUACCCCUAUUAUUGUGAACUGGGACAUUUAGUGUGUUCACCAAUAAAUCCAAUGAAUGCAACAUUA